UAUCAAAACAGUGCGUUUCGUUCACCGUUCCGAGCCACACGCUCGCUUGGCAAGCGCUCUCCAUAUAAUAAUUGUUUUACUAAUAAAGCCGAGAAAUAAAGUCGCGAACAUUUUGAUAGCGCUUUACCGCUGUGCCUUAUAUUAUUUUAUUAUUACAAAUAAAAGGUUUAACUCUAAUAAUAAGAGGAAAUUAUUUUUGUAAUGUGAAUGUGACGUGUUUAACGCGGACUCAGCGUCUCAUUGGAUUGUCUGAGAUUCGUCUGGGCGAAACCUAUUUCUAUGAUGAAGACGAAGUGCUCUGGCGGUGCACAGAAUGCCGAUCGCGCCGCGCGGCCCUCCGCCUUCGACGCCACCCUACCACCUGCUUCUCCGUAGGAGACCUAGCUUAACCCUCAAGUGUCCUUCGAUAAUAUAACGUCUAACUUUUUGUACGCCUCUUUUAUACCGACCUAUAAGUAUAAGUACGCAGUGUUUAAGUGUCGCGCGCAAGUGUGAGUGUAUAUGUGUGUCGAUGGUGCGGCCGACAUGGGAAAGUCCUCGGCGAGAACACAUGGCCAAGAGAAUGAACGGAGAAUCAAAGCGAACAACAGAGAAUACAACGCGCAGUUCCGCUACGCCAGCAACUUCAUCAAGACAUCGAAGUAUUCGAUCAUAACGUUCCUGCCGCUGAAUCUGUUGGAGCAGUUCCAGCGGCUGGCGAACUUCUACUUCUUGUGCCUGUUGGUGCUGCAGCUGAUCCCGGCCAUCUCGUCGCUCACACCUAUCACCACUGCGAUACCACUGAUCGGUGUACUUGCUCUCACUGCCGUCAAGGACGCGUACGACGAUUUUCAACGUCAUCAGAACGAUUCACAAGUAAACCACAGGCGGGCGAAGACUCUGCGCAAUGGCAAGCUUGUGGAGGAGAAGUGGGCGUCUGUUCAGGUGGGAGACGUCAUCAGGCUGGAGAACGACCAGUUCGUCGCGGCGGACAUUUUGCUCCUCAGCAGCUCGGAGCCCAACGGUCUCUGUUACAUAGAGACUGCCGAGUUGGAUGGGGAGACGAAUUUGAAAUGUCGUCAGUGCCUUUUAGAGACGGCUGCAAUGGGGCAGGACGACGCACAACUGGGUGCUUUCGACGGUGAGAUCGUCUGCGAAACGCCCAACAAUCUACUUAAUAAGUUUGAAGGUACGCUGAGCUGGCGCAACCAGCACUUCUCACUCGACAACGACAAGAUCCUGCUGCGUGGCUGCGUACUACGCAACACGCAGUGGUGUUAUGGCGUUGUCGUAUUCGCCGGGAAGGACACCAAACUCAUGCAGAACUCCGGCAAGACCAAAUUCAAGCGCACCAGCAUAGAUAGGCUACUUAAUUUUCUUAUUAUAGGGAUAGUAUUCUUCUUGCUGUCGAUGUGCGUGUUCUGCACGGUGGCGUGCGGCGUGUGGGAGUGGCUGGUGGGGCGCUACUUCCAGGUGUACCUGCCGUGGGACACGCUGGUGCCGGCCGAGCCCACCUGGGGCGCGCUCGUCAUCGCCCUGCUCGUCUUCUUCUCAUACGCCAUCGUCAUGAACACUGUCGUGCCUAUAUCGCUCUAUGUCUCUGUAGAGGUAAUAAGGUUUGCCCAGAGUUUCCUCAUAAACUGGGACGAGAAAAUGUAUUACGAAAAGACUGGUACCGCGGCAAAGGCGCGAACUACCACUUUAAAUGAGGAACUUGGCCAGAUCCAGUACAUAUUCUCAGAUAAAACGGGCACUCUCACGCAGAACAUAAUGACGUUCAAUAAGUGUUCGAUAGCGGGCGUUUGCUACGGAGACGUCGUGGACGAAACCACCGGUGAAACUAUAGACCUCGCCGAGGUACGUCAUCGACACCGCGGCGCGGGCGCAGGGGGCGGGGCCAGCGGGGGCGGGGCCGGCGGGGGCGGGGCGCGGGGCGCGGCGCGCGCGCGCCUGCUGGAGCUGGAGCAGGACGCCGGCCGCAGCACGCCCGGCGGCCGCCGCCCGCGCAGCUCGGAGCCUUUGGACUUCUCGUUUAACCCUGAAUACGAGCCGGAGUUCAAGUUCUUCGACAGCACACUCCUGGAUGCAGUGAAGAGGGGCGACAAGAAUGUCCACGACUUCUUUCGACUGCUCGCGCUGUGUCAUACGGUCAUGCCCGACCAGAAGAACGGCAGGCUGGAGUACCAGGCGCAGUCUCCCGACGAGUCUGCCCUGGUUUCAGCAGCAAGAAAUUUUGGUUUCGUGUUCAGAGAACGCUCGCCUAAUAGUAUUACAAUAGAAGUAAUGGGUAAAACAGAGGUGUAUGAAUUGUUAUGUAUAUUAGAUUUUAAUAAUGUUAGGAAAAGAAUGUCCGUGAUAUUGAGGAAGGAUGGUGAAAUUAGGUUAUAUACAAAAGGUGCUGAUAAUGUAAUAUAUGACAGAUUAAAAAAUGGAAAUCAAACAGAUGUAAAGUCAAAGACACAGGAACAUUUAAAUAAAUUCGCGGGCGAAGGUCUGCGCACGCUGGCGCUGGCGUGGCGUCCGCUGGAGGAGCGCGGGUUCGCCGAGUGGAAGCGGAGGCACCACGCCGCCGCGCUCGCGCUGCACGACCGGGACGAGCAGCUCGACGCCAUCUACGAGGAGAUCGAGACCGAUCUACUGCUCAUGGGCGUAACAGCAAUAGAAGACAAAUUACAAGACGGUGUACCAGAAACAAUAGCGAAUCUCAGUAUGGCCGGCAUCAAGGUGUGGGUCUUAACCGGCGAUAAACAAGAAACGGCGAUAAACAUCGGCUACUCGUGUCAGCUACUCACAGACGACAUGGCGGAGGUGUUCGUCAUAGACGGCGCCUCGUACGACGACGUCGACCGACAGCUCGCCAAGUGCAGGGACAGUAUACGAGUCGUCAACACGUUCAUGCCUCAUGGUUCAUCGGAGGCGAAGUCCCCGGGCGAGGCGAACGGCGGCGCGGGCGUGUCGCGCGCGUCCCCCGGGCGGGCCAACGUGAAGCUGAACGCGCCCGCCGUGUCCGUCGUGACCUUUAGGUGGGGACAAUACUCUCGCACUCACUGCAGUGAGCCAGACUGUUACAGCAACGAGUACGUGUCCGGUGGCGCCCCCUACUCGGCCGACUCGCACGAACACAACGACGACACCAACGGGUUCGCCAUCGUCAUCAACGGACACUCGCUCGUACACUGUCUGCAUCCUAAACUUGAGGAGAAAUUUUUAGAUGUAGUAUUGCAAUGUCGAUCAGUGAUCUGCUGUCGAGUGACGCCAUUGCAGAAAGCAAUGGUGGUAGAACUCAUCAAGAAGAGUCGGAAAGCCGUCACGUUAGCCAUCGGUGACGGCGCCAAUGACGUCUCUAUGAUCAAAGCGGCGCACAUAGGCGUGGGUAUAUCGGGGCAGGAGGGCAUGCAGGCGGUGUUGGCCUCCGACUACUCCAUCGCGCAGUUCCGGUUCCUGCAGCGACUACUGCUGGUCCACGGCCGGUGGUCCUACUACAGGAUGUGCAAGUUCCUGCGGUACUUCUUCUACAAGAACUUCGCGUUCACCGUCUGUCACUUCUGGUUCGCGUUUUUCUGCGGAUUUAGUGCGCAGACGGUGUUCGACGAGAUGUUCAUCUCUGUGUACAACUUGUUCUACACGUCGCUGCCGGUGCUGGCGCUGGGCGUGUUCGAGCAGGACGUGUCCGACACCACCUCGCUGCAGUUCCCCAAGCUGUACGCGCCCGGACACACCAGCCAACUCUUCAACAAGACCGAGUUCAUCAAGUCCACGCUGCACGGCUGCUUCACCUCGCUCGUCCUCUUCUUAAUACCUUAUGGUACAUACAAAGAUGGUUUGGCGCCGAAUGGUUUAAUUCUGUCAGAUCAUAUGUUACUAGGAACUGUAGUAGCAACAAUAUUAAUUAUAGACAAUACAACACAGAUAGCCUUGGAUACGACAUAUUGGACAGUGUUCAACCAUAUAACGAUAUGGGGAUCACUGGUGUCGUACUUCGUUCUAGAUUAUUUCUAUAACUACGCGAUCGGCGGCCCGUACGUGGGCUCGCUCACAGUCGCGCUCACACAGGCCACCUUCUGGUUCACCGCCGUCCUCACCAUGAUCAUCCUGAUGGUGCCGGUGGUGUCGUGGCGCCUGGCGUGUUCCUGGACGCGGCCGACGCUGGCGGAGCGGCUGCGGGCGCGCCAGCGCUGGCGGGCCGCCGCCCCCGCGCCGCGCACGCCGUCCGCGCGCCGCGCGCGCCGCUCCGUGCGCUCGGGGUACGCCUUCGCGCACCAGGAGGGCUUCGGCCGCCUCAUCACGUCGGGCAAGAUCAUGCGCCGCAUCCCGCACGCGGACGCGGCGCUGUCGGCGCUGGCGUCGCUGCCCGGCAAGUUCCACGCGCGGCCCGAGCCGCCGGCCAGCCCGGGCCCCGCGGCGCCGAGCCCCGCGGCCCCGGGCCCCUCGCCGCCGGGCCCCGCGCGGGCCCCGACGCAGAACCUGGCGACGGUGGACUUAUGAGUGCGCCCGGCGCCGCGCGCGCCCCCCAUUGUGAUAACGUCGGUAGAGUUAAACUUCGUAUUGUCCUACUAUUGCCUAUUGAAUUAUAUUUGUUGAUCGAGAUUAUAUAUUGAUAGAUAUUUAUCGCGGCCCGCGGAGGGUCGCUCGUGCGACUCCGUUGUUUUUUACUCGUGUCGUUUCGUUCGUUGAGUUUGUCGGUCCGGGCGUCCGGUCCCGGUGAAAUGUGCAUUUAGACGAGCCGUCGAUAUCGCCGGCAGUGAAAACGCGACAUGACUUGUAUUAUUAAUAUUAUUUUCAGAACGUUAUGUUAGUGCCAAAGGAGAAUAAACAACAGUUGAACUGUCUAUAAAUGUAUAGAAUAUUUAUGUCAGAAUGUAUAUCUUCUAUUCAAUCAAAAUGUUGUUGUUAUUAUAUUUUGCUAUAGUCAAAAUUCAACAAAUUAUAAUUAUUGUUUUGUCAACCUUUUAAUUGGUAAAAUAUCAACUCUGAUUAUGUACUUAGGACAUCUUACAUAAAAGUAUUAAUUUAAAAUAAAAUAUGAUGAAUCUACGUAAUUUAUGAAUCAAAAAGAUUGUAAAUUAUAAAACAUGUAGCGUUUUAACUGCAUGUGAAUAUUAUGAUCAACAUUUGCUUUGGAAUCAGUUUUUUAAUAAAAAAAAUAAUUCUUUAAACAA
Spodoptera frugiperda (fall armyworm) is the source of this 5138-nucleotide messenger RNA. RefSeq names its product phospholipid-transporting ATPase ID (gene ATP8B). Gene Ontology annotation, biological process: phospholipid translocation; Golgi organization. The transcript is spliced from 25 exons. NCBI's taxonomy places the organism in Eukaryota, Metazoa, Arthropoda, Insecta, Lepidoptera, Noctuidae. Bases 502 to 4464 code for a protein of 1320 amino acids. The record is from RefSeq and is a predicted model, not a curated record. Gene Ontology annotation, molecular function: ATPase-coupled intramembrane lipid carrier activity; ATP hydrolysis activity; ATP binding. Gene Ontology annotation, cellular component: plasma membrane.